CAGCCAGAUACACAUCUCUCACUUGCGCUUUGACAACCAUGUCAUCUGAAACUCCUUUCCAAAUCGACGUCCCCGACGAGAAAUUAACCACCCUCCGUGCUAAACUUGAACUCGCUAUUUUCCCGAAUGAACUGGACGAUGCCGGGUGGAAGUAUGGUGCACCUCUGGCGGAUAUCAAGCGGCUCACAGAGAGGUGGAAAAACGGGUACGACUGGCGCAAAUAUGAAAAAGAAAUCAACGAGCAGCUGCCGAUGUUUACACGCGAUAUUGACGUGGAUGGUUUCGGCGCGCUGAAUAUUCAUUAUGUUCACAAGAAGAGCGAAACCGUUGACGCUAUUCCGCUGUUGUUUUGUCACGGAUGGCCUGGAAGCUUCCUGGAAGUCGGGAAGAUUUUGCCCCUCCUGACUGCAUCGGCCCCUGAACAUCCUAGUUUUCAUGUUGUGGCGCUUAGUUUGCCCGGUUUUGGCUUUUCGGAGGCUCCCCGCAAACAAGGCUUUGGUAUUGAUCAGUAUGCUGAGGUUGCUCACAAACUCAUGGUCGCUCUCGGGUACAAGGAGUAUGUUACUCAUGGAGGUGACUGGGGUGGCCUUAUUACUAGGAGAAUGGCUUCUGUGUAUGGUGGGAGGCAUCACAAGGCAUGGCACACUAACUUUCCAAUUGCCAAACCACCGAGCUGGAGAUCGCCCCUGUCUUUCUUGUCUUUCUUGCUAACCCCAUGGUCUAUGGAGGAAAAAGCGGGCAUCGAACGUACCACGUGGUUCCAUACCAAAGGACAAGGCUACUCCAGCGAACAGAGCACCCAGCCGCAGACACUCGGUUACGGUCUCACUGAUAGCCCUGUUGGCCUGCUUGCUUGGAUCUACGAGAAACUGGUCCUUUGGACCGACAAUUACAAUUGGUCCGAUGAUGAAGUGCUGACAUGGAUCUCAUUGUACUGGUUCUCCCGCGACGGACCCGCAGCCUCCCUUCGCAUUUACUUUGAAUUGCGUGCCGAUUGCGAGGAUAUAGGCCAAAAUCCUACUAUUCCUAUGGGAGCAUCGUUUUUCCCGAAGGAAAUCAUAGUUUUGCCCGCAGCGUGGCUGCGCAAGUCGAACAACGUUGUUUUUGAGUCCCAUCAUAAGACAGGAGGCCAUUUUGCUGCCACUGAACACCCGGAAGUGCUUGUUCAAGAUAUCCGGAAGAUGUUUGCGAAGGGGGGCCCUGCGUUCGCAAUUGUCCCCGGAAGAACUGGAUAUGCUUGAACAACUAGCAUUCCUCGCGUUUGGAAUGAAUAUCGAGUGAAAGUGUACAAACAGGCAAUGUAAUUUCGAUAUCAUGUAUACUAUGACACAAUCAGUAUGGUUUGCUCGCGACUCUUCAUCAUCAGCCGUCGAAUUUGC
This is a messenger RNA of Suillus fuscotomentosus, 1379 nucleotides long. RefSeq names its product Alpha/Beta hydrolase protein. Bases 39 to 1241 code for a protein of 400 amino acids. The transcript has 8 exons. The record is from RefSeq and is a predicted model, not a curated record. Lineage: Eukaryota; Fungi; Basidiomycota; Agaricomycetes; Boletales; Suillaceae. Gene Ontology annotation, biological process: epoxide metabolic process. Gene Ontology annotation, molecular function: epoxide hydrolase activity.